AUGAGACUUGGCAUCGAGCUACUGUCAUUACUGGCAGCUGCCGUAACGGCGAAGGAAGAUGUGUUCACAAGAGAACAGGUCUUUGAGUUGAUGAUGGAUGCUACUGCUGGCGCGACUCAUAAGACCCUCAAGCCGCCGAAGAAAAAGGGUCUUCCAGCAGCUGUUCCAGAAAUGGACUACGACGAGUGGGUAGAACUCGUCGGAAAGCCGUACAGAAACGCAUUGGUGCAGCCUCACAAGAUCGUCUUUUUGUACAGUUCGAUUGGAGCCAGUAAACAGGCGUCAUUUUCGUGCUCGGAGUGUCCACAGAAUCUGCAGGAUUUUGAACUAGUGGCGCAGAAUGUGAUCCAGGGCGAGGGAGAGAACAAGGUCUUUUUUGCCUGGAUGAACUUGACGCAGUCCAAUUUGAAUGCAUUCAAGUCUGUUGGGGUUCAGCAGAUUCCGGCGGUUGUUAUUUUCAACGACGGAAGAAUUGAAGAUGGCAAACGGUUGAUCAGUCGCCAAGGAAUGGAUCCAAACCAAGACAUGGCCCAGCAGAUGGCCGCCUUCCUCCGAAAGAACAAAAUCAACAUUCCCGAGUUCAGACGACCCAUCAACUUGAAAAAGUUAAUUCUAAAAGGAACAGCGGUCUUUUUUGCAAUCUGGGUGCUUUGGUCAAUUCGAAAGUUGAUUUUCUCUCGCAGCGCCGUGGCUAUUUACUGCAUUUUGUGCAUGACGGCGACUCUAAAUGGAUCUGCUUUUCUCAAAAUUAAAAACGUGCCUUUUGGAACAAUCGAAGAUUUAUUCAAAAUCACGGGUCAAUCCAUGAGAGGAAUUGAAAACGCUCUCGGAGCUUCUAUCCAGCUAACCUGCCUGAUUGGCGUUUUGCUCAUGAACUCGACGCACAACUACCGAUUGUUCACCUCGCUCAUUGGCUUCGCACUCGCCUUCCUCUCCUUCUGGGCGUACUGGCAUCUUUACAAGACAAAACGAGCCUUUUACUCUUAUGCCCAUGACGAUAUCCUUAGUUAUCUUGACGAGAUGUAG
This is a messenger RNA of Oikopleura dioica, 1026 nucleotides long. Lineage: Eukaryota; Metazoa; Chordata; Appendicularia; Copelata; Oikopleuridae. The record is from the annotation of a GenBank genome assembly.